This is a messenger RNA of Balaenoptera musculus (blue whale), 6355 nucleotides long. RefSeq names its product ring finger and FYVE like domain containing E3 ubiquitin protein ligase (gene RFFL). The record is from RefSeq and is a predicted model, not a curated record. Gene Ontology annotation, molecular function: ubiquitin protein ligase activity. Lineage: Eukaryota; Metazoa; Chordata; Mammalia; Artiodactyla; Balaenopteridae. The transcript is spliced from 8 exons. Gene Ontology annotation, cellular component: plasma membrane; cytoplasm. Bases 185 to 1258 code for a protein of 357 amino acids. Gene Ontology annotation, biological process: negative regulation of extrinsic apoptotic signaling pathway via death domain receptors; proteasome-mediated ubiquitin-dependent protein catabolic process; protein K48-linked ubiquitination.
UCAGCAGCGGCAGCAACGAGAGGCAGCUUGCUUUCUGCCCUGGCCAUGUUUUGAAACAGGCAAAAUCAGUCGCCAGUGGCUGGAAGAGGGUUGAGCAGAUGAAUGAAUGACGGUUGUCCGGAGGUGUUCAGAUGCUAUGAGAGCACAGACGGGGCCCAGAAGGUUCCGCUGAGGAAAUUUUAUCAUGUGGGCAACCUGCUGCAACUGGUUCUGCCUGGAUGGACAGCCUGAGGAGGCCCCACCGCCCCAGGGAGCCAGGACGCAGGCCUAUUCCAACCCUGGGUACAGCUCCUUCCCUUCCCCCACGGGCUCGGAACCAAACUGCAAGGCCUGCGGGGCCCACUUCGCAAGCAUGGCCAGGAAGCAGCAGACCUGCUUGGACUGUAAGAAGAAUUUCUGCGUGGCCUGUUCGAGCCAAGUGGGGAGCGGGCCCCGCCUCUGUCUUCUCUGCCAGCGCUUCCGAGCUACAGCCUUUCAGCGGGAGGAGCUCAUGAAGAUGAAGGUGAAGGACCUGAGGGACUAUCUCAGCCUGCAUGACAUCUCUACCGAAACGUGCCGGGAGAAGGAGGAGCUGGUGUUCUUGGUGCUUGGCCAGCAGCCUGUAAUCUCCCAGGAGGGCAGGACUCGCGCCCCCAGCCUGUCCCCGGACUCCCCCGAGCAGCAGGCCUUCCUGACCCAGCCUCACACCAGCACAGUACCUCCCACCUCACCCGGCCUCCCUUCCUCAGCCCCGGCCCAGGCUCGGGACCGGCAGCAGGCCAAUGGCCAUGUGUCUCAGGACCAAGAGGAACCCGUCUACCUGGAGAGCACAGCCAGAGCACCUGCUGAGGAUGAGACCCAGUCUGUUGACUCAGAGGACGGCUUCGUCCCGGGCCGGAGGGCCUCUCUGUCUGACCUGACCGACCUGGAGGACAUUGAAGGUCUAACCGUGCGGCAGCUCAAAGAGAUCCUGGCUCGCAACUUCGUCAACUACAAGGGCUGCUGUGAGAAGUGGGAGCUGAUGGAGAGGGUGACGCGGCUGUACAAGGAUCAGAAGGGACUCCAGCACCUGGUGUGUGGUGCUGAAGACCAGAACGGGGGAGCAGUGCCAUCCAGCCUGGAGGAGAACCUGUGUCGGAUCUGCAUGGACUCACCCAUCGACUGUGUUCUGCUGGAAUGCGGCCACAUGGUCACCUGUACCAAGUGUGGCAAGCGCAUGAACGAGUGUCCCAUCUGCCGGCAGUACGUGAUCCGAGCCGUGCAUGUCUUCCGAUCCUGAGGGCUUGUACCGGCUUCUUCAGUGCCUUACAGGGACAUAGCUCGAGGUGUCUGGGCCCACAGUUGGCCAGCUUGCAGAGGGGCAGCCUAACAAGAAAAUCUGCAGUGUUCCCAAGACCAGGGCAAGCAAGAUGCUGUGUCACCUCUGGGCAUGCACAGAUCGCACAGGCAAAUCCCUGUUUCAGCGAUCUUGGGGUGAUGAUGGUAACUGAUGAAGAGAGGACUUUCUGGAAUUUGGACCGUAUCUUCUUCCCUUCCUCUGAGAACCUAAACAGUUUCACCCUUCCUCCUGUAGCCCACCCAUCCCCCUGAGCUGCGUGCCUCUCUUCCACCCAUCGGAAGUCCUGGUAGAAAUGGCUCUCUUCCCCAGCACAUCUGGAUUCAUUUCUGGUCUCUCUGGCUUUCUGUGCUUUAACUGACCUUUGCUGAAAUCUCUUGCUACAUUACCUAAAAUCCCAUGUGUUUCUUCAGACCAAAAAGAUGUCAGCUUCCCAGACCAAUAGUGAUCCUCCUUAGGACAAAAUUUGGCCCAGUAAACUCAUUUCUGGCGAGAAAUGAAACACAAAUGCUAUUGAAAAAAUUUGAAGUCGUUAAGAGUUGCUUCGUUAAGUGCUGGGAUUGGAAGCUAUCAGUCUCCUGACCUGACCUUGGCAGUCAACAAAGCAUCUGGCUUUCAAACUGCUGGGAAACUCCAGCCUCUGUGCGCGAGAUGGUGCAUGGAUCAUCUCUGCGUCUUCUCUUGGGGCCUGACUUUGUGCCAUACUUAAUUUUAGUUUAUGAGAAAAGGGAAAGCGUUGGGUGGAAGCAGUGGCUUUCUGCUUGGCUUUGCCUUCUCCAACAGACAGCCUUAAACCACUUUCCCCUGAGCAUGAGGUCCCUCUUUCCCAUGGAGGUUUUAAACAUGGUCUCACUGAAGGCACAGAGACUUAGGCAGAGAGCCUCACGCUUCUCUAGCCAGACUUCUCAUGAAGCUCCCGGAGACUGAGCACGUAAGACAGAGCACCUAAGAGGUAUCAGAAGGUACUGAAGGAGGCUGGAUUCAGCCCUUGAGCAGACAGCUGGAAGUCUUAGUUCCCCAGGUUGGUGGGGACUCCCUACUCCCAUUUCCUUUCUCAGCCUGCUGAUUUAGGGGCAGGUCAGGAAGAAGCAUUCUCUAGGCCCUUUAGGAAGGGCCGUGCAACGAACAGGUGAUGUUCUCGAGCCCUCUUAGGGUCUUUUCACCACUGGAAGAGCUUAAGUUUGCCGGAGAAGCUUAGCCAAGCACAAACGUACGUACUGUGUACUAUCAGAAGAGCGGUGUGUGCUGCCGUCACCACUGGGCGAGCUAUGCAAACCCUUGAACACCCGAAGGCCCUGGCAGUCCCCCCACCCCCACCCCAUGCAGCCAAGAUCUCUCAGACUGGAAGAACCAGUCAUGACUUUGAAAGCAGUGGGAAACCUCUAAGGGGACCUGUUUAUUGGUACAGACAUGUUUAAUGCUGUCAACCACUAAUCAGUCUCUUUUGGGGCAGUGAAAUAAUUUUAAAGUGGUUGUCAGCUGAACACUGGACCGCUUACCUUGACAUUAUACCAAGUCCUGGGUGAUUUGAUUCUGGGCUACAGCCUUUGUAGGAACUGGGGGAAUCAAGAAAUUUCCCUAUAAAGACAUCGUCUUUCACCUUUCUGCUGGACAGUAAAUACUAUAGUUUACAGUGCCUACCAGUUUAACAAAGGAUUCAGCUACUCCUCAAUUCCACUGUGAAACAGGUCUACAUGUAUGCAGCUCAGUUACAACCCAGCAAUAACUUCAGGGCAGAAGCUGGCUGUCUCCCUACUUAAAACUUGCUUUCUCUGCUGCGGCCUUACCUCUCCCUACCUCCCAACUUCCCUCUUAAGACAUGAGUUAAUAAUAUCCUGAUGGUUGGUUUGUAACCUCAGUAAGAAUUAGAACUGAUGUCAUUUACUCAUUUUGGAGAAAGAACUUGCCUUGAAGUCUUCUAACCUCUUUUGGUGAAGGUUUCCAUUUAGAAAAAAAAGGUGGCAAACACCUCCUCCCCCCCGCCCCCCGCUUUUUUGUAUCUUCUUUAUUCCUACACCAAGUAAAAGUUGGGAAUUCUAAGAUCCCAUUUCAGUUACUAUCUAACCUAGGUAGAAAACUUGAAUUUUAUCCUUGAAUAUUCUCUCCUGCUCCUCAUAGGUCCUUGGUCUUAAUUAUCAUGGAAAUGUCUAAUUCUUCCAUUAUUCCAUGGCUUUUGCUGUGACUGUUCUGAGGUUUCAGUUGAGACUUGUUUUAAAAGACACAGACAGCUGACUGGUUCAUAAUACAUUGGAAUAGCUGGAUCCAAACUAGUAAGAAUAAGCUGUACAGGGAUUAGCACUCAAUAUAAAAUGUAUAAAUUUGUUGAAAUCUUUUGGAUGUGAAUGUGUUAUUUCAAGUGGCUUAUAUUAAGAUUUUCUCAGACUUACUUGGGUGUUAAGAGCAAACCCAAAUGUGUAUUUUUUGUUACAGAGCUCUGCUUUAUAACUUUGUAAUAAAGUUUCAAUAUAGAUGCCUGUCUGAUCUGGUGUGAGGAUACCAGAGGUCUGACAGUUAAGACUGACAUGAGUUGACAAACCACAGGCUAAUCCCAGACACACAGGCAUGCUCUUGAGAGACUGCAUUAUUUUUGGAGAUGCUUGGGCCAUGUGGCCUUGGUCAUGGAAGAGCCUAGAAGAGGAUGGGACCUGGGUAGGAAAAAGGACCAAUCCUAGGUCCAAAUAGGAAAAAGCAUCAAGUGAGUUCAGACAUGGGACACUGAUUUGGUAGAGGCAGACCUUAAAGAUGUGGGUAGAAAGGAAUCUGAGGACAGCCAGGGUGCCUAGUUAAGUCUUCAGGUGACCCUGGGAGAUGGACAGUAGCUUGUGGAUACAGCUGUGGUGGCUGGAGUGUGCCUCAGAGGUUGGCCCAGCCUUGAGGGCAGAGUGCCCUGUCUGUGCAGGUCUGUACCCCUGCCUGACCAGGUGCCCAGGGGAGGGGACUCCUGAGUAGGCAGCCUUUGGGAGAGCUGGAUUAGUGCAGAUCUGCCCUGUGACUGAGGAAAGAAGAAAUCUUGCCAAAAGGGCAUAAAGGCUCGAGGCUGAGCCACAGCACUUUGUCCUCAUUGUUCUGGGCAGCUGACCUGUUCAGCACCCUGGAUGACCUCUUGUCUGCUGUCAACCAGCAGCAAGUAAACAAAGGCUCAAAGGAGGGCAGGCCUCCAGCACUCUGCUGGGGAGGUUGACGAUGAUGUUGUUUACGGUCUGUGGAAAUACAUGGAUACAAGAUCACAUCUAAUCUCAGCAGCAAAGAAAAAUUGUGUCAGAAAGACUGGAAGGAAAUAAACACCUUGUACAGUGAACCGAAGACAACACACCCAGCGGGGCAGGGAGGGGCUGAGGGGCUGAGCUCAUGACUGAGAUGCCCCCCUCUGCUGUGCGAGCGCACCCUGAGUGAGAGACCAGCCAGGCGAAAGGGCAGCGUCUGUGUCCGUUGGCAAAAUCCUGAGGGGAGAGCCUUGUUCUGCUGCUCUGUCCAGUUGCUUGGCCUGAGGAGGCUGGCGAGGGGGAUGAAAAUUUAUGUAGGUCAGUGCUCAGAGGAGGAGCAGCUUUUGUCUCUGCAGAGGACAGAAUAAAAAGAGUGUCUUCUUCUCAGCAGUGAAGCCAGACUGAAUGGUGCCUAUUCAGAAACACCAAACGUCCUGGCCUAGAGUCAGGGAACCUCCCCCUCCUGCCCUUCCUGCCAACACAUUUUCAGCAGCAGGUGGAAACCCCGGUCCAUCAGGUUGAAGUUGGCCUCCCAGCAGAGUGUGACCUUGGCCGAGCACACUGGAGGAGGGCCGGGGCGAGGCGGUGGCCCAGACUCAGACGCAGACUCGGGUAUGCUCCAGAGAUUGAGUCACAUUAACCUCACUCACAGGGGCUGGACAAACAAGCCUGCCAAUCUGUUGAUAAGAAAACGCAGAAUGGACCCUCAGAAGUCAGCAGAACUAGCUGGAAGUCAGUUCAAAACCAGAUGGUGACAUGAUGAACUGCACACAGACCAGAGGGAGCUGUGUCGCACAGGUGCGAGGCUGUGGAGGUGGGCUGACAGGGCUCUGAAGUCAGAGGCCAGGCCCCAGUCUCCUGGGCAGGCUCUGGACAUGCACACCAGUGCUGAGCCUCCCGACUCUAGACCGCUGCGUGCCAGGCUCUGUGCUAAGUGCUUUACCGAAGGCCUCCUGAGGUCACUUGCUCUUCACAGCAACCCUGUGAUGUAGGUGCAGUUCCUGUCCCCAUUCCUGGAGGGUUAGGGCUGUUAAAUUUCAGGGCUUGAUUCAAACUACGUCUGUCUACACCUGCACUGCCCAAGGUGGUAGUCGCUAGCACUAGCCUCACGUGACUACUUGAACGAAGAUGAAAAGUUCACUUCCUCAGUUUCGUUAGCACAUUUCACAUGCUCAGAAUAUGGCUGGUUCAUGUUGGCCAGUGGAGAUUUACAGGGUGCUUCCAAUGCCAUAAAAAGUUCUGUUGAACUGCACUCGUCCAUGCUAAAUUGUUUUCCUUUUAUUCAAAUAAAUCAGCCUCAGGCGGUGCAGGAGCCAUUCUUUGUAAGCAGGCUGUGUAGAUUUGUCCUCAGGUGGGUUUUUAAAGAGCAGUCUUGUUUCCAGAUUUGGGGGAGGCAGAUCCUCCUGGAGCCCUGUAUCCCCCCGAGGAGCAGCCCAACAACCUCCCUUUCCUUCCUACCUGAUCAUGGUUCCCUCCCUUCACACCAGACCCACACGCUGUAAUAGGAGAGCACAAAGACAGAAAACCCAUUUUGUUUUCUUUCAAGUGAGACUUCAUUCCUGGCGGCCAGGCUGCAUACAAGUUUUGCCAAAUAUAAGCAUUUCUGGGGACAGUCUUUCUUUUAAAUACAACUUUAAAAUGAGCCUGGAAGUAGAAGGGGCAGGUAAGGGAGAAAAGACUGCCGCCAGGACGGGCUCUGUGGACAGAGCUUCAACAGCCGGCCUUCCCUUCUUCACUCCUUACUCACUAGGAGAAUUAUAGAGGGUGUGGGGGGAAGGACAUAACUCCAAGAUAGUUCCUGGUUUUUUUGUUUUUUUAAAAGCUUCUUUUUAAAGAA